UUGCGCGUCGCGAUGGCGCCGCGAAUGAGCCUGUUCCAACGGUUCCUCUACGUCACCCAGACAAGCCAUCGUCGGUUUCAUGCAUGGGUAGAGGAAAACAUGAUAGGCCUGCCGAACCCUCCAUUGACAGAAGAAGAACGCGAGCAAAAAGCGCGAGAACAAUGCGUUGACCUGUGGACGUUGACUUGGGCUGACCACGUUCGAUUCUUGCGAGAAGCAUGGGCAGAAUACAAGGAAACAUUUGAAGAUGACUACGAAGUGAGGCAAGCGGCCCGAGAAAAGGUCAAGCACCUCAAAGAGACCAUGGAGGAGCAACGAGCCAAAGUCGACGAGCACUUGGAAACCCACCACCCCGAACUCAAGCAACACAUUACCUCUUGGACGAGUGAUAUUCAGCGAGGAGUAGGUGAAACGGCAGCAAAAGUUCAAGAGCACGUCGAGGAGAUGAAGGUCCAAGCACAGGAGGUUGACGUCGAGAGAAUUCCCGAACAUGUGGGGGACGCCGUCAAUGCGUUGAAGAAUCGACCAGUUGUCGACGUCAAACGUGACAUCGAGGAAUGGGCUCUUGACAAACUCAUGGUAGGCCGCUUUACCAUGUUGGCGUUUGUCGAAGGAUACAAAUCGGGCAAGGAAGAGGAAUUAGCCCGUGAAACGCCGCUACUGAAAGAAUUGGCCACGAAAGCGGCCGAGCCACACAAGGAUUUCUUGGCCGCCAAACGAGACGAAAUGAUGCGAAAGUAUACCGCCUUUGAAGAAAAGAGUGCAAAGCAGUCUCAAUCCUCAGCCGACAGUCGAUAAACAGUUACGCGAAGGCCUCUGUGGUAACCUCAGCAGUGAUCAUGUUUGUUAGGUCCUUAGAGUUUAUUGUGAUGCAAUUUCGUGGGUCUGUGGCGCCAUGACUCC
This is a messenger RNA of Aphanomyces invadans, 903 nucleotides long. RefSeq lists its product as hypothetical. NCBI's taxonomy places the organism in Eukaryota, Oomycota, Saprolegniomycetes, Saprolegniales, Verrucalvaceae. Bases 13 to 798 code for a protein of 261 amino acids. The record is from RefSeq and is a predicted model, not a curated record. The transcript has 3 exons.